This is a messenger RNA of Zonotrichia albicollis (white-throated sparrow), 5366 nucleotides long. The record is from RefSeq and is a predicted model, not a curated record. NCBI's taxonomy places the organism in Eukaryota, Metazoa, Chordata, Aves, Passeriformes, Passerellidae.
AUGGAGCUCUGCUUUAGGACUACCAUACUGUGUGCAAAAAACUUGGUGAAAAAGGACUUUUUCCGACUUCCUGAUCCCUUUGCUAAGGUUGUGGUGGAUGGAUCUGGCCAAUGCCAUUCUACAGAUACUGUGAAGAAUACACUUGAUCCCAAAUGGAAUCAGCAUUAUGACCUUCAGUCUUCAGUCCAGAGACCGAAUAGGCACAGGAGGACAAGUUGUGGAUUGCAGUCGCUUGUUCGAUAACGAUUUACCAGAUGGGUGGGAGGAGCGCAGGACUGCUUCUGGAAGGAUCCAGUAUUUAAACCACAUCACGAGGACAACGCAGUGGGAGCGACCCACACGGCCAGCUUCGGAGUACUCGAGCCCGGGCAGGCCCCUGAGCUGCCUGGUGGAUGAGAACACUCCCAUCGGCGGCACCAACGGCGCCUCCUGCGGGCAGGCGGCGGAUCCGCGGCUGGCCGAGAGGAGGGUGCGCUCGCAGAGGCACAGGAACUACAUGAGCAGGACGCACCUGCACACCCCUCCCGACCUGCCGGAGGGAUACGAGCAAAGGACAACUCAGCAAGGUCAGGUCUAUUUUCUGCAUACUCAAACUGGUGUCAGCACGUGGCACGAUCCAAGAGUACCUAGGGAUCUUAGCAACAUCAAUUGUGAAGAGCUUGGUCCACUGCCUCCUGGAUGGGAGAUCCGAAAUACAGCGACGGGCAGGGUUUAUUUUGUUGACCAUAACAACAGAACGACGCAGUUCACGGACCCGCGGCUCUCUGCAAACCUGCACUUGGUGCUGAACCAGCAGCAGCUUUUACUCUGUAAGCAGCAGUUAAUAAAAGGAAGUGUUGUGUGUUUACAGGAAUCCUACAGGCAAGUCAUGAAGAUGAGGCCAAAGGACCUGUGGAAACGAUUGAUGAUAAAAUUCCGUGGGGAGGAGGGCCUUGAUUAUGGAGGUGUGGCCAGGGAGUGGCUGUACCUGCUGUCCCAUGAGAUGCUGAAUCCUUACUAUGGGCUCUUCCAGUACUCGCGGGAUGACAUUUACACGCUGCAGAUCAACCCCGACUCCGCCGUCAACCCGGAACACUUGUCCUAUUUCCACUUUGUGGGCAGGAUCAUGGGGAUGGCUGUGUUCCACGGGCACUACAUUGACGGCGGCUUCACGUUGCCUUUCUACAAGCAGCUGCUUGGGAAGCCAAUUACUCUGGAUGACAUGGAAUUGGUGGACCCUGAUCUCCAUAACAGCUUAGUCUGGAUACUUGAGAACGACAUCACCGGGGUCCUGGACCACACGUUCUGUGUGGAGCACAACGCCUACGGGGAGAUCAUCCAGCACGAGCUGAAACCCAACGGCAAAAGCAUCCCCGUGACUGAGGAGAACAAAAAGGAAUAUGUCAGGCUUUAUGUGAACUGGCGGUUUUUACGAGGAAUUGAAGCUCAGUUUCUGGCGCUCCAGAAGGGAUUUAAUGAAGUAAUCCCACAACAUCUGCUGAAGACAUUCGAUGAGAAGGAGCUGGAGCUCAUCAUUUGCGGACUGGGAAAAAUCGAUGUGAACGACUGGAAGGCAAACACGAGGUUAAAACACUGCACCCCCGACAGCAACAUCGUCAAGUGGUUCUGGAAGGCCGUGGAGCUCUUCGACGAGGAGAGGAGGGCGCGGCUGCUGCAGUUCGUGACCGGCUCCUCGCGGGUGCCCCUGCAGGGCUUCAAGGCACUGCAAGGUGCUGCAGGCCCACGACUCUUCACAAUACACCAGAUCGAUGCCAGCACUAAUAAUUUGCCUAAAGCUCAUACCUGCUUCAACAGGAUCGACAUUCCUGCCUACGAGAGCUACGAGAAGCUCUACGAGAAGCUGCUCACGGCCAUCGAGGAGACCUGUGGCUUUGCUGUGGAAUGACCCUGCCAGCCUCUCCCACACUCUAUUUAUACUCCUGUCAGCCAGAAAGCCCUUCCUUCCCUCAGCCAAGACUCAAGAAAUGCUUGAAAUACAGGAAACUUUCCCUUUUCUACACUAGGACAUUGGGAGGGAAAGGACAACUUUUGGAUUUUUUUUGUUUUUAAUUUUUAAAGUUUUUUAUUUCAAGAAAAUAGGUUCUGUGGUUCCUGCCAUAGGAUCAUUCAGCUGCUAUUAAAAACUAAUAUCUUGAACAUACAGAAUGCUGACUUUUCCUACAUUUCAACAGUUAAGCAGUAUUCUAUACUUAAAGACUACUACUAUUUUUGUAAGAGGUAAUCUAUUAUAUUUGCCUACCUGAUUUCUAUUCUCAGAUACCAAGACACAACUUCAGCAGUCGGUACAAGUCACGUUUCAGCCUGUUUUAAAUGUAUGAUACUGAACAGCAUCUAUACCUGCUAUUUUUGGAAAAAAAAAUAUUUUGGAUUAUUCUAACUUUGCAUAAAAUUGGCUGAAAGAAUCAUUAAUCUUUUUAAUGAAAGCCACUUACAUGUUAACUGCAUUUUCUUAUAGUAAACCAUGAUAUUCUGCAAUGUAAAUUCCAGGUAAAUGUUGCCACAGGGGCUUUUUUUAUAUUUUUCAAGCAGGAAUUCCGAAUAUGAUGUUUUGGGGUCCUAUUUAUAUCACUUGUCAGAUUCCUCCAGCAGAAUUUCUAGUGAGUGACACAGACUAUUUGGUACAGUCCUUGUGUUUACACGUGGAAUAACCUUUUCUUAAUGAACAGUAGAUAUUUUCAUUUUUUUUUUAAACAGCAUUUUUCUAACAAGUCUGUCAAGAGUACUUUUUGUUGCUUUUGACCUUAAAUUGAAACACUGCAUUUUUCAGCUGUUGAAGCACUGAUGGGCUUUGCCAGCAGAAGCCUGUCAGCAGUUUGUUCCAGAAUCCAUCCUGUCCAGUCAACCAAAGUUUGUUUGAAUGCAGCCAAAUCAUAUUCUGUAUUUGUUGAUGCUAAAGAUUUAUCAGGUAAAACAUAUUGUAAUCUCUGUCCAGCUGCUCAUGACACGUGGGUUUAAGUUACAGCUAAGGAAAAAUGGUGUAUUGACUGAAAUAUGUGUAAUGUGCUUUGGAAAUGAGGUUGUAAGAGCACAUAAUUUAUUGAUUGUAGGGAUGGAAGUAAGUAUAUAUAUGAUUUAUAGCAUGGGUUGAUCUCUUCAAAGGGGAAUAAAAUGCACUACCAGUAGAGGGAACUGAACUUUGAUGUUAGUUUGGAAAUUCUCAGUUGAGAUCUGUCUGAUCUGCUCUUGGUGUGUGGAUAAAUCAGGCUGCUUCAGAGACAGUGCCCUUCUCCUCUCAGCCACGAGAAUAUUUGGAAGAAGUAGCAGUUUUUUUCCAAUCAGUGUUGUGUUUUUGUAACUUAGGUUACAAUUAAUCAUCAAAUCUGCACUAUUUUUUCACUGCCAAUGAGAAGAAAUCAGAGGUAUUGAAAAUGCUGAAGGGAUGGGAUGUAAGCAGCUGUUGAUGUUUGCAGUGUCAGUCACAGUGAACCAGCCAUUGACUGUCUGUUCUGUGCAGCUUAAACGAAAUCCUGCUCUGCCACAGUGAGUAAACUACUCCUGGAUGUUGUGUGUUGGAAUGGUGGGCAAGGGACAGCUGUUAUAGAAUUGUGGUGAGAAUCUGGUGAGCCAAAGCCACACGUUGGUGUGAUUAUUUCUGUGGUACAGCUGCUGCUGGCAGCUUUGCUCCAGGGGACUUUGCUUCCCUUUCUGGGCUGGCUGCAGGAUGAGGCUGCUUAGGGAUGGAAACAGAAAGCCAGGAGACUUGCUGGGACAGCCAGGCUGGAAACACAGCAGAGCCUUUUCUUUGCAUUUCUCCUUCCCUUUUCCUUUCUUUUCUCCUUUUUCCUUUCUCCUUUCUUUCUUUUCCUUUCCCUUUCCCUUUCCCUUUCUUUUCAGUGGGCUCCUGCACUCCAUGGAAGGGCAGCUGUUGGUGCCUCCCUGCACGUUCCUGCCCUGGCUUUGUCCCCAGCCCUGCCCAAGCUCUGAGGCUCAGUGGCUGCUGCAGGGCUCUCACAGACAGCUCCUUGUGUCAUGGAACUGACACAAGUGAUUUUUUAAAGGUUUGGUUUUUUGUUUCAGCCCCUGUGUUUGCCCAGCCUGUGGCCACAGCCUCCCUGGGCAUGGACCAUGGCAAAUAUGAAAUUUGGUGGGUUUAUUGAAUGCAUGGUUAUGGUCACCUUGCUGUCACAAAAGCACCUUUGGGGAGGGAGGAGAUGAGCUCUGCAGAACAGAGAGCUGAGAUCAGCUGAUAAUUACAUUCAUUUUCACAGCAGCCUUAGCAGUACAUCUGUUUUUCUACUAAACAUUUUGGUAUGGCAUUGAGAAUUUUUUUAACUGCUACAGAUAUUGUAAAUUUAAUAUAUUAUAGGCAAAACUAGACAAAUCUGCAUUGAACUUUCCAUAGCUGACAGAUGAGGAUGAAUAUACCAAGUAUUUUGAGUGCCUUUCUACCUUCAUAAAGACUGAGAGCUUUAACUAAAGCACCUCAUCACCCAGUCAGAUGUUUAUCUGAAAGUGGUAAAGGGUUGAUUCCUUUCCAAAAUUUUGUUUCAAGAACACGUCAGCUACUUUCCCCUCAAAAAGGUGCUAAGCCUAAUAUUGCAUUUUAACCUUGGACUUUCACCCCAUGAUUAAUGUGAAUAUUUAUUUCAAUGUGUCCCUCUUACUGGGUUUUACUUUAUCCAGUCUUUGGUUGUUUUAGAGAGAUGUCACAUCAUGGUUUUAUGCUGUUGCUUUUCAUUAUGAAUGUUUAAUUAUGAACAGUGACUUUUGUAGAUUUCAAAUAUACAGUUCACAGUUGAGUUUCAGAGGAUUUAAUUUCUCGGUGUAAAGAGUUUUGUAAUGGUGCUUUGUACAGUAUGUAUUCUAAUUUUUUUUUUUUUUUUGCACAUAGGUUCAGUUUCCCUAAACUGAUUUAUUUGUACCAAAUUUUUGUGUUGUACUAAAGUCCAGAGCACACAAGCUGUUUUGAAAUUCCUGUUCCACAACACUACAUGUGUACUGAACUCCUGGUGUGUUUAAAAGGCUGCAUUGGUGGAAGUUCAAGCUCUGCUCCUGUCACAGCACCAUCCUCCAGCUCGAUGUAGCAUCUUUUUAAACAGCACCACACACUUAACAGGUGCCAUUUGUUGUACUUUACACUAUGUAGUAGGUUCCUGGCUCUGCACAUCCUCAGUUCUUUGUCUGUAGUUGUAAUUAGUUUAUACAAGUGUAAUUACUCCUCCACAAACUGACAGUUCUUAGUUUAUCAUUUCCAUUGUAUUUAUUACAGAGUGUUUUAGCAUUGGUAUCAUUGUAUUUUCACCCAGCUGUUACAUGAGCUUUAACAAAAAAAAAAAUCUGUAUAAAAUGGUUUUUAAGUACUUAAUGUAUGUACCCAUGCAGAAGUUGAGCAAUAAAUUGUAUGCUGUUUGCACUGUCACAGCAUC